GCUUUGCGCGUGCGUAGUUCACUUUCGCGGUGUGUUGCCUCUGAACUCUUCCCCAAGUGCACGUGGAGCGGGCCUUGGCUGGAGGCACUGGGUCUGCCGGAACCAGUCCUAGGCAAGCCGAUCCUUCAGUUAUCAUGGGGCGCAAGUUGGAUCCUACGAAGAAGGAGAAGCGUGGGCCUGGCCGAAAGGCUCGAAAGCAGAAGGGUGCAGAGACCGAACUGAUCAGAUUUUUGCCUGCAGCUGGCGAUGAGAAUUUCAAGAGGCUGUCCAGUCGUGCUCGGAAGAGGGCGGCCAAGAGGAGGUCAGGGUCUGUUGAAGUCCCUAAGCCAAAUAAGUCUCCUGGGAUCAAAACAUUGCCUGGAGAGUUACCCAAAGGAGCAGUCCAGGUUCGAGGUAAGAAGCGCCCAGCACCAAUUCAAAACAGUGAUGGGGACGAGGAGGAAGACUCUGAGGAAGAAGGUGUGGUGACCCAGGGGGAACUUUGGGGCUCUGAGGACAGUAGUGAAGAUAUGGUGGACGACUAUGGAGCGGACUCGGAGGAUGAGGAGGAAAAGGAGGCGUUGCUGCCUAUUGAAAGAGCUGCUCUGAAGCAGAAGGCCCGGGACGCCGCAGAUGGGACCCAGUGGAGUGAGGAGGACACUGAUGAAGACGAAGAUGAAGGUGUCACCCCUGAGUCCCACCCCAGAAAGGAUGACAAAGCAGAGGGGGAUUUGCAGAUUAAUGUGGAAGACGAGGAAGCCUUCGUGCUGCCUCCUGCUGGAGAGAUGGACCAGGAUGCCCAGGCUCCAGACCUGCAGCGAGUUCACAAGCGCAUCCAGGAUAUAGUAGGAGUGCUUCGGGAUUUUGGGGCUCAGCGAGAGGAAGGCCGGUCUCGAACUGAGUAUCUGAGUCAGCUUCAGAAGGAUCUGGCCACCUACUAUUCUUAUGGAGACUUCCUGUUGAGCAAGCUCAUGGAGCUGUUCCCGCUGUCUGAGUUGAUAGAGUUCUUAGAAGCUAAUGAGGUGCCCCGGCCAAUCACCCUUCGGACCAACACCUUGAAAACCCGUCGCCGAGACCUUGCUCAGGCUCUGAUCAAUCGUGGGGUUAAUCUGGAUCCAUUGGGAAAGUGGUCAAAGUCUGGACUUGUGGUAUAUGAUUCUUCAGUGCCUAUUGGUGCUACUCCCGAGUACCUAGCUGGACACUACAUGCUGCAGGGAGCUUCGAGCAUGCUGCCUGUCAUGGCCCUGGCACCUCAGGAGCAUGAGCGGAUCUUGGACAUGUGUUGUGCUCCUGGAGGGAAGACCAGCUACAUAGCUCAGCUGAUGAAGAACACGGGUGUGAUCCUUGCCAAUGACGCCAAUGCAGAGCGGCUCAAGAGUGUCGUGGGCAACCUGCACCGCUUGGGAGUCACCAACACCAUUGUCAGCCACUAUGAUGGGCGCCAGUUCCCCAAGGUGGUGGGCGGCUUUGAUCGGGUGCUUCUGGACGCUCCUUGCAGUGGCACAGGGGUCAUCUCCAAAGACCCUGCUGUGAAGACGAACAAGGAUGAGAAGGACAUCCAGCGCUGUGCCCACCUUCAGAAGGAAUUGCUGCUCAGUGCUAUAGACUCAGUCAACGCUGCCUCCAAGACCGGAGGCUACCUGGUCUACUGCACUUGCUCCAUUACGGUGGAAGAGAACGAGUGGGUGGUGGACUAUGCCUUGAAGAAGAGGAAUGUGCGGCUGGUGCCCACCGGCCUGGACUUCGGGCAGGAAGGUUUUACCCGCUUCCGAGAAAGGCGCUUUCACCCCACUCUGCGGGCCACCCGACGCUUCUACCCUCACACUCACAAUAUGGAUGGUUUCUUUAUAGCCAAGUUCAAGAAAUUUUCCAAUUCUAUCCCCCAGCCCCACUCAGGAAACUCGGCAGCAGCUACUCCUACAGAACCUGACCUGAAGGGUCAGGUCACCCCAAAGUCUGAGAACAGUAGUCAGCCCACCAAGAAAGCCCACGGGGCUGCAAAGGCAAAGCAGCAGUUAGUAGGGCAGCAACAUUCCAAGAAGCCCUUCCAGAAGAUGAACGGCAUCUCCAAAGGGCCAGGCUUGCCCACUGAACCUUCUGUCCCAAAUGUCCAAGUGUCUGCUAGGCCCCAGGAAAGCAGUCUGUCUGAUGGGAAAGCCAAAGUGAAACGGAAGAGGGCUGGAAAGCUGAAGCAGCGGGGACCAAAGCAGAGUGCCCCUCCCCCCAAGGUCGGGGACCUGGGGACACCUGCUAUGCAGACUCCCUCUGAAAUAAGUGCCACCCCAAGGCCUAAGUCCCCUGGGAAAGCCAAAAAGAGAGAGGAAGUAAAGCAGCAGUUACCAGAGCAGCCUGCCAAGGGAACUGCUUCCCUGAAAGAAGACGCUGCCCCCAAGAGACCCUCUGCCCCCACCACGGCUCACCACAGUUCCACCAGGCCCCCACCGGCAAAGAGGAGGAAAUCUAUGACCAAGGGCAGCAGCCAGCCACUGUUGUCUUAAAUGGACUUGGAAACUCACUGACAUCGUCUCUGGGUUGAACUGUUAGAUCCUGUUGCAAGGAUGGCCUCCCCUGUGCAUACAUAUGAAACUUAAUAUACAUAUUACCACCCCUA
Messenger RNA from Rattus rattus (black rat), 2590 nucleotides. It is a transcript of the gene Nop2, whose product is annotated as NOP2 nucleolar protein. Bases 135 to 2477 code for a protein of 780 amino acids. The record is from RefSeq and is a predicted model, not a curated record. NCBI's taxonomy places the organism in Eukaryota, Metazoa, Chordata, Mammalia, Rodentia, Muridae. The transcript is spliced from 17 exons. Gene Ontology annotation, biological process: rRNA base methylation; maturation of LSU-rRNA. Gene Ontology annotation, molecular function: rRNA (cytosine-C5-)-methyltransferase activity; RNA binding. Gene Ontology annotation, cellular component: nucleolus.